ACUUCACUUAUGAUAAAACUUCCUUCAUGCCUCAUGGUAAUGCAGUAUGCGGCAAUGGAUAAAAUGUAUCUUGGUCCUCGCAUGGAAAUUGGCAAUGGUUGGAGCACAGUGUCCGUAAGUUAUUUUCAUCUAUGGUUUUUACAGCACUUACAGUAUUCGUUGGACUUUACAGGGCUAUAUGCUAAAAUACUUUCUGUUUCAUUUUAGUGGAUUUACUUGUUCAGGUUCGCCGUGUUACUUAAUAUACCCCACACGUGGUGGUUGGAAAUACAAGGAUACAAACGGAAACAUUAAUAAUGCGGGUGAUAAUGUAUAUACAUCACCAAACUGCUACAAAUAUAUAAGAGUAAACAAAAAUGACCGAUCAUGUAUUGAUGCUCAACGUGAAUGCGAACAACUAGGCGGCAACAUCGCCGAAAUAAACAGCAUCGACGAGUACGAGCAGUUGACAGAAAGCGUGUUACAUAUCCUACGUCCCGGGCAAGAUAGUAUAUUCAGUGUUCAUAUCCAAAACCCGUCUUUUAAUAUCAUAAGUAAGGGAUGUGCAACAAUUAUAGUAAAGGAUGGAAAUUUGUUUAUUAAUGAAGUAAGCAUUACAAAUACCAAAUGUGCCACAACUCGUAUGGUAGACACUUUCGUUUGCGAGUCUACGGACGUGCAUACGGGAAUUUGUCCAAAGCUACAACCAACAACACCGGUACAUCAGACAAGUCAUAUUUGGUCUAGGCCUGUCACUCAAUUUUUUGUUACAGACAAGACAAUAUCAGGAUACACUCCAACUGAAUUUACACAUUCAUCAAAGGAAACCCUAUCAGAAAUGAAAGUGGGUCCUAGCUUGCGGAUUGUUGCUGUUGUAAUGUCAAGUGUCGUGGUCACAAUCGCAAUGAUUUUACUAAGUUUCUUCUUUAUCCGACGCAGACAAAGAACAAAAAAACCAGGAAAUGGCAAAGCGGUAGAUAAAGUUGAAUAUCAGGACUAUGUAGCUGAAGGUACACACGAGUACGCUACACAUAACGCUGUUGUCCAACACCAGAAAACUACAGCUGACAAAGUUGUAUACCAGGAUGUAGAAGAUAACAAUGCAUACGAUGAUACUGCAGUUGAGAUGGUGUACCACGAUACCGCAGUUGAAGUGCUAUACCAGAAUUCAGACGUUGAUAGAAGCAAACGAACUGGAAACCGAAAAGGAUUCGCACAUGUCAUAGUCGGUCGUCAGAAUUCUCCAUUAUUCUCCAGUAUUCGCGCUCUUGAGAGUCGAGAAAGAGAAAAAGGAAGUGAGUUUCAGUUUAGCGAGGAUUACAGUGAAAUUGAUGCAUGUAUGCCAAAUGCGAACAAAAGGACAGAACCAAAUAUUUAUCUGCAGAUAAUUGGAUGA
Messenger RNA from Anneissia japonica, 1375 nucleotides. RefSeq lists its product as uncharacterized. The record is from RefSeq and is a predicted model, not a curated record. The transcript is spliced from 5 exons. The coding region runs from base 179 to 1375 and encodes 398 amino acids. Lineage: Eukaryota; Metazoa; Echinodermata; Crinoidea; Comatulida; Comatulidae.